Molecule: messenger RNA, 3175 nt
Organism: Diaporthe batatas
Lineage: Eukaryota; Fungi; Ascomycota; Sordariomycetes; Diaporthales; Diaporthaceae
Exons: 2
Coding region: 1405-2190 (261 amino acids)
Molecular function (GO): dioxygenase activity
Source: RefSeq, a predicted model, not a curated record
CUCGUGCUGCUUGCGGCCCGGGAAUGCGGUACUCUAUACUCUAUCAUGCAGACACACUUACACAGGACGUGUACGCCCACAACGAGCACACGAGCACACGAGCACAGCACAACUGCACAUGUGUAUGCUGUGCAGUACGUACGGGGCAAACAAUCGUCCAAACCCUCUCGCCCUGCGCGCACUCACACACUCACACACACUUCGCCAGCACUCUCACACACACACAUGCACUGCGCACAACGCCAUACCUACACAAGACCUGGGGCAGGCUGCGACAAUAUGGAGCCACCACCUAUGCCAAAUUCGAUGGUCGAUGGUCGGUGGUCGAUGGUCGAUGGGAUUGCGCGGGCAGGGGGGGUGGGCGGUCGAUGGAGGCACCCAUGGAUCGGAUUCCGGUCGUCGUAGUACUUGCUUUACUUGUAUUGAUCGAAUGUUUGUGCUUCUGACUCGCCAACGGGGCUUGUUGGGGCCACGGGUGCUGCUCCUGGUUGCUACCUGCUGCCGGUGUUGGUCCGUUCCAAGCCUGCCACGCCCGCAGCGGAAGCAUAUAUGUAGGUUCGUUCGGGUCUGUUCUCACCGGUCCACCGUCUGUGUCCUCACGACGUCACGCUCGACAACGACAACCACAACGGUAUCAUUUAUCAAUACCAUUACCAGUAUUAUUAUUCUUAUAAUUAUUAUUAUUCAUAUGCUUUCCCCCCUCAAGCCCACUCGCUAAAUCGUCAAAAACACCUGACCUCGCACAGCCUGCUCCCCCUUCCAUCUCCUUCUCCUCGCCUCUCCCCCAAUAUAAUUAUCAUCCCCGUCAAUAGUCCCCCGUGUUAUGCACACUCUUGCCAUCCUGACUGCAACAUCAGCACAAUGAACCCAUCAUCGUCAUUACCAUCAUCACAACAGCCCUCCAGCUUCCACAUCCCGACCAUAGACAUCAGCCCCUACCUCGAGGAUGCCUCCACCGACGCCGCCAGGAAGGUCGUCGACGACGUGCGCAACGCCUGCAUGAACACGGGCUUCUUCUCCCUCGUCGGCCACGGGAUACCGCGCGAGAUGCAGGACGGCGUGCUGGACGCUGCCAGGCGGUUCUUCGACCUGCCCCUGGCCGAGAAGGAGGCGCUGCGGCACCCGCUCAUCAAGAACAGGGGCUACGAGAUCAUCGGCGCCCAGACACUGCAGGAGGAUACCCUGCCCGACCUGAAAGAGGUGAGAGCAAAGCACCCAGCCUAGCAUAUUCAUGACCCAUACAUAUCUGGGCAUGUUGUCUGUGUGGUGGAGUAUCAUCAAUGUCUCCAGAAGGCGUGAACCUGGGGGGGGGCCGGGGGGGCAAGGGGAAAGAGGGAACAAGAAAGAGACGAAGGGGUGAUCGUCCACGUGCUCCGUGCAAGGGGAAGAUGAGAUUGGGAAACCAUGCCAACCGCGACAAAAACACAGGGCUUCUACAUCGGCAAGGACCUCCCCCUCGAGUCGGACAAGGUCAAGGCCCACCCGGAGCUGCUGGGCCAGAACAUGUUCCCGGACUCGAUGCCCGAGUCCGACUUCCGCCUCCCCACCGAGCGGUACUACGCCGCCGUCAUGGACCUGUCCAUGCGCGUCCUCGAGAUCCUGGCCAAGGGGCUCCCCUACGGCGACGACAUCUUCCACGAGUUCGUGUCCAACGACCCCGUCUGUAUCAUGCGCCUGCUGCACUACCCGCCCCAGCCCCAGGCCCAUGUUCCUCCUGCGCCCCGCGGCAAGAAGCAGCUUGGUGCUGGUGCGCACACUGACUUUGGCGCCAUAACCCUCCUCCUCCAAGACUCAGCAGGCGGCCUACAGGUCCAGGACCCGCACGCGGGCACGUGGCACGACGUGGCGCCCAACGCGGACGCCUACGUGGUCAACAUCGGCGACAUGCUGGCGCUGUGGACAAAGGGCAUCUACCGCAGCGCCGUGCACCGCGUCAUCAACUCGAGCGGGGCCCACCGCUACUCGGUGCCCUUCUUCUUCGACGGCAACGCCGAGGCCCAGCUGGCCCCCUUUGACGGCAGCGAGCCCGUCGGCGGGCGCGUCGUCACCGUCGAGGAGCACAUGCUCCAGCGGCUCGGGAUGAGCUACCGGAGCGGCGGCGGCGUGGGGAGGGGCGCCGGGGCUGGGGCCGGGGCCGCCGGGGCUGGGGCCGGGGCCGGGGCCGGGCUGGCUGUUUCGGCCUCUGCGUGACGACGCUUCCCUAGUGUCUUGUUCUGGAUUUCCUUGUUUGCUCUCUUUUUUUUUUCUCUUCUUCUUCUUCUCCCUCAUAUCUAUUGCCUAAUUUGCCUGUUGGGGGAUAAAGGGUGGGUGGUGUGGUGUGGUGUGGUGUGGCUGUCGUGCUUUCGUGCCUUACCAGGGCCGGGGGGAAAAAAAGGUUGGACGAUCUGCGCAUUGGGGAGGCGGCUGGCGGAGGAAUUCCCCGAAGCUCGUCACGCGUUUGUCUUGUGUUCCACGUUUGUCUUUUUUCUCCCGACAUAUUACUCCGGGUUGUUGCAGGGGUUGUCAUCAGGCUCUCGCUCUCCUCUCUCACUCUUACACAAAUGUCUAUUACCAACCAUCACGAGGACAACAAAUCUCGCUCACAUAUUGUCGAUAGUUUCACGCCGAAUCAUCAUGGACCCAAUCGAGGUUCUCUCUUUUACUUUACCAUGGGUGCUCAAGUGCUGCUUGGACUGGACUGGCUGGGGCUGGGUGCCUCGGCCGAUUGGUGACGCCAAUCAUAGGGUAGGCAAUGUGCCUGCGGACGAUAAUCAGAGGACGAGAACAACCCGGCAUGUCUCGCUUCGUACGACCGUACGCAACAUUCGGCCUCGGCGCGUCCUCUGCGUGUGUGUGUGUGUGUAUUUCUGUGUCCCGUGCCACGAGAUCUUCCCCUCCCCCUCCCACCACCAUUCCUAUCCGCCCGCCCAUCCGCCGGGUAGCUGGGUGUCACUGGGGAUGAUGGUAUGGGGUAGGGUAGGAGAGGGGGGCAGGGGGGAGGGUGAAGGGUGUUGGAAUCUGGCGUAACCCAAUGAUUACGGGUCGUCCGACGCAGGCGCCCGUCGAUGCCAGUGGGCAACACCCGCUUCUGGGCAAGUCUUUCUUGGGUUCCUGCUUACCUGCUUACCUGCCAGCCUGCCUGACAGCGCUGCCGAAUUGCCCUUGUGCCCCGCCCACGUGAUGCUUGUGCGUUCCU